AUGACUUGGCCCAAUGUCCCAGUUGCUGCCGCAGAGGGCAUCUCGUACUUCACGCCUGCGCAGACUCCGCCUGCUGGAACCGCGCGCAACCCGCAAACCAGCGGCAAGGCCAUCCCUAAACUGUUCCAGCCCCUGACUAUUCGAGGUCAGACUUUCCAAAACCGUCUUGGUGUGGCGCCCAUGUGCCAAUACAGUGCUGAAGAUGGACACAUGACUCCCUGGCACAUCGCCCACUACGGUGGUAUCGCUCAGCGCGGUCCCGGAAUGAUUAUCAUUGAAGCCACCGGUGUCGCACCCGAGGGCCGUAUCACUCCCGGCUGCGUGGGUCUGUGGAAGGACUCCCAGAUUGCGCCGCUCAGGCAGGUCGUGGAAUUCGCUCACAGCCAGGGCCAGAAGAUCGGUAUCCAAUUGGCUCAUGCUGGUCGCAAAGCCUCGACGGUUCCCCCCUGGUUGGGUGGUGUCACGGCUACCAACGCUGUUGGCGGCUGGGUCGAGAAUGUCAAGGCCCCCAGUGCUAUCCCCUUUGCUGAGGGUGAUAUUGUCCCCAAGGCAAUGACCAAGGAGGAUAUUCAGGAUGUCAAGGAGGCCUGGGUUGCUGCUACUAAGCGCGCUCUGGCUGCCGGGGUGGAUUUCAUCGAGAUUCACAAUGCCCACGGCUACCUGCUCUCCUCUUUCCUAAGUCCCUCGUCUAACCAGCGCACCGACGAGUAUGGUGGCAGCUUCGAGAACCGCAUCCGUCUGCCUCUGGAGAUUGCCCAACUCACCCGUGACACCGUUGGACCCAACAUCCCCGUCUUCCUGCGUGUCUCUGCUACCGACUGGUUGGAGAACAGCCUGCCCGAGGAGAAGGGCUGGAAGUCGGAGGAUACGGUCGAGUUUGCCCGUGCCCUCGCUGAGCAGGGUGCCAUUGACCUGAUUGAUAUCAGUACCGGCGGUGUUCAUGCCGCUCAGAAGGUCACCUCCGGUGUUGGCUUCCAGGUUCCCUUCGCCGCCGCCGUCAAAAAGGCCGUCGGUGACAAGAUUCUUGUGUCGGCUGUCGGCACUAUCAACACUGGUGUUCUGGCCGAGGAGAUCAUGAACGAGAAUGCCAUCGAUGUCAUCCUGGUUGGCCGUGCCUUCCAGCGUGAUAGCGGUCUGGCCUGGGCCUUUGCGAAGGACUUGGAUAUUGAGAUUGCCAUGGCUGCGCAGAUUCGAUGGGGCUUUACCAGUUUCCGGAAUGCCUCGGAGUACAUUCAGCCCAACUCGAUGAAGGCCUCCAUUUUUGAUUAG
This is a messenger RNA of Penicillium daleae, 1269 nucleotides long. RefSeq names its product NADH:flavin oxidoreductase/NADH oxidase. The record is from RefSeq and is a predicted model, not a curated record. Lineage: Eukaryota; Fungi; Ascomycota; Eurotiomycetes; Eurotiales; Aspergillaceae. The transcript is spliced from 2 exons. Bases 1 to 1269 code for a protein of 422 amino acids. Gene Ontology annotation, cellular component: intracellular anatomical structure. Gene Ontology annotation, molecular function: FMN binding; NADP binding; NADPH dehydrogenase activity.